AUGGCCACCCGCUCCCCCGCGCGACGCGAACUCGGCCGCGAACUGCGUCGCCCGCGCACGAUCCUCAUCAAAGUCGGCACAGAGAUCGUGCACUCGCCCCAGGGGCUGUUGGCGCUGGGCCACAUUGGUAGCAUCGUCGAGCAGAUUGCGACGCUGCACAUGCGAGGCCACCGCAUCAUUCUCGUGUCCAGUGGCUCCGUGUCCAUUGGCAAGAUGGUGCUCCGUCGCCAGUACCUGCUCUCUGGCUCCAUGCAGUCGCACCUCGGGGGCCACGUGGUCGACAGCGCCACGUUGGACGAGAAAGCGUGUGCAGCUGCAGGGCAGAGCGGGCUCCAAAGUCUGUACGAAAUGCUGUUUGGCCAGUACCACUUGGCCUGUUCGCAGGUGUUGGCGUCCGACGCCGACUUUCGAGAGCCGCACGUCCGCGCCAACUUGCAGCGCACGGUCCGCGCGUUGCUGGACGUGGGCAUUAUACCUGUCAUCAACGAGAACGACGUCAUCACGCGACGCACGACGCCACUGAUGAAUGCGAACAAAAUCGCUUGGGACAAUGACUCGCUGGCUGCACUGUUUGCACGGGAGAUGAGGGUGGACUUGAUGGUCGUACUCACGGACGUGGACGGCAUUUACACGGGCACGGAGGCCGAUCGGCAGCCGGUUUCGACGUUCCAGCGCGGCGACAAGCACGUCGUUGCAGCCGAGAGCCGCGUCGGAGCGGCUGGACAGACUGACAAGCUGCACUCUUGCAUCCGUGCCGUCGAAAAUGGCGCUGUGCAGGCAGCGGUGAUUGCGAGAGCAGAGGAAAGCGUAUUGCUGCGGAUUGUGGACGGCGAGCGAGUUGGCACACUAUUUGUGGCACGUGGAGAGUCCAUUGGCGACGCCGAUGCGGAAGAGCAGCACAUUGACCCGCUGUACUCGGGUAUCGCUUCGCCUGAUCGGAGUCUGGUAAGCAAGCUCUAG
Molecule: messenger RNA, 960 nt
Organism: Hyaloperonospora brassicae
Lineage: Eukaryota; Oomycota; Peronosporomycetes; Peronosporales; Peronosporaceae
Source: the annotation of a GenBank genome assembly